CGCCGUAAAGCAGCCGGCUCCGCCAAUGAGCGAGCAGAAGAGACAGAAAGAGGAAGCCGGGUAUUCGGCCAGUGGAAACUUACUUACCAGGCGACAUGGCGCAGGGCAGCGGCAAGUCCGUGUUAUUCGUAUGCUUGGGUAAUAUCUGUCGAUCUCCAAUAGCUGAAGCUGUUUUUCGGAAGUUGGUUACCGAUGCAGGAACAUCUAAGGAGUGGACUAUAGACAGUGCAGCAACAUCUACAUAUGAAAUCGGAAACCCACCCGAUUAUCGAGGGCAAGCCUGCAUGAGGAAGCAUGACAUACCAAUGAGCCACACUGCCAGGCAGAUUACAAGAGAUGAUUUUCUUUCUUAUGACUAUAUUCUGUGCAUGGAUGAAAGUAAUCUACGAGAUUUGAAGAGAAAAGGCAGCCAGGUGCAAAACAGCAAAGCUAAAAUUGAACUGCUUGGUAGCUACGACCCACAAAAAAAGCUCAUUAUCGAGGAUCCCUACUAUGGUAGGGAUGAAGACUUUGAGACCGUUUAUCAGCAAUGUAUUAGAUGCUGCAAAUCAUUUUUGGAAAGAACUUAACCAUGAGCAGAAGAACAAACUGAAGAUUAAUCUGCUUUUCCCUGAUUCUCUGGUGUUUCACCGUUACCAUGUUUUACUGCUUUGCCGGGAAGCCAAGCCUGCAGUUCUUUUGUGUUCCAUACAGAAUGUUGUACAACACCAGAGUGUGGCCCUCUGUUGGGCAUCAAAUGAAUAGUACCUUCUUUGUGAUUAUAUAAAUAAAGAAGUUUUAAUAUAGCAGA
Molecule: messenger RNA, 790 nt
Organism: Xenopus tropicalis (tropical clawed frog)
Lineage: Eukaryota; Metazoa; Chordata; Amphibia; Anura; Pipidae
Gene: acp1
Product: acid phosphatase 1
Exons: 6
Coding region: 96-569 (157 amino acids)
Cellular component (GO): cytoplasm
Molecular function (GO): acid phosphatase activity; protein tyrosine phosphatase activity; non-membrane spanning protein tyrosine phosphatase activity
Source: RefSeq, a predicted model, not a curated record